AUGGGGUCUUUACUAUCAAAUGCAUCUAUUUUUUUAGACAAAUCUUUGAGACCAUAUGUUAACUCUAGUUCCUUUAUCAAAGAUACUGGGGACUUUUUGAAAAAACUACAGAGUAUACCAAUUGAGAAUACUAAAGGAAUCCUCUUUAGUUUGGAUGUUACUUCAUUGUACACAUCUAUUACACAUGAGGCUGGCAUUGGCGCUUAUGCUGACACCUGGUGGCGUUAUAUAGACGACAUCUUUGGCGUGUGGCUGAGCGACAUUGGAACCCUUGAGGAAUUUGUAAAUGAACUUAACUCUGCCACUUGUCACAUUAAAUUUAAGCUGGUUUGUAGUGAGGAGAGUGUUGUGUUUCUUGACACCAGGGUACUUAAAAGUAACCAGGGUCUUGUAGUUGAUCUACAUAAGAAAGCAACAGAUUGCAACACUCUUCUCCAUUACGAUAGCAUGCAUCCCCCGUCCUUAAUUAGGUCGCUUCCAAGGAGUCAACUCCUUAGAGUAAAAAGAAUCGUCUCUGAAACAGGUCCUGUAGUACAGAGAUUAGAAGAGAUGGGUGACCGUUUUAAGGUUAGGGGAUAUCCAUCAGCCCUAAUUCAAAAGGAGAUUGAAAACGUGAAGCGGGCGUGCAUUUCACUUCAUAUUGGACAAGCAGGGGUGCAGAUAGGAAAUGCAUGCUGGGAAUUGUAUUGCUUGGAACAUGGAAUACGGCCAGACGGACAUCUUGUUACAGAGAAAACGGAUUCUUCUGGACAGACCUUCUUCCGUGAGACAGACGCCGGAAAACAUAUUCCCAGGGCAAUAUUUGUAGACACAGAAUCUUCUGUCAUAGAUGAAAUCAGGACAGGUAAGACCCGUAGUCUCUACCACCCCCUACAGCUUAUAUCCGGUAAGGAGGAUUCCGCCAAUAACUAUGCCCGAGGGCACUACACCAUUGGGAUGCAGCUGAUCGAUGAUGUUUUGGACCGUAUCAGGAAACUGGCAGACCAGUGUGAGGGUCUCCAAGGGUUUCUGGUCUUUCACAGUUUUGGAGGUGGCACAGGCUCCGGAUUUAGCUCUUUGCUGAUGGAAAAGCUGAAGAUGAAUUAUCUGAAGAAGUCUAUUCUGGAGUUUUCCAUUUAUCCUUCACCACAGAUCUCCUCAGCUGUAGUGGAACCAUAUAAUUCCAUUCUGACCACCCACAGCACCUUGGAGCACUCAAACUGUGCUUUUAUGGUAGAUAAUGAAGCCAUUUAUGAUAUCUGCCGUCAUAACUUGGAUAUAGAGCGUCCAUCAUAUAUUAAUUUAAACAGGCUAAUUGGACAAAUUGUGUCUUCUAUAACUGCAUCUCUGAGGUUUGAAGGCCUAUUGAAUGUAGACCUUGUUGAGUUUCAGACCAAUUUAGUGCCUUAUCCUAGAAUUCAUUACCCCCUGGUCACAUAUUCUCCCAUAGUAAAUGUAGAAAGGGCUUACCAUGAACAACUAUCUGUACCAGACAUAACCAAUGCUUGUUUUGAACCCGCUAACCAAAUGGUGAAAUGUGACCCUAGACGUGGUAAAUACAUGGCGUGCUGCUUAUUAUACAGAGGUGAUGUAGUGCCCAAAGAUGUCAAUGCGGCCAUUGCUGCAAUUAAAACCAGGAAGUCUAUACAGUUUGUUGAUUGGUGUCCUACUGGUUUUAAGGUGGGAAUUAAUUACCAGCCUCCCACUGCUGUCCCAGGAGGGGACCUGGCUAAAGUUCAGCGUGCUGUCUGUAUGCUGAGCAACACUACAGCUAUUGCUGAGGCUUGGGCCAGGUUAGACCACAAGUUUGACCUGAUGUACUCAAAGAGAGCAUUUGUACAUUGGUAUGUGGGAGAAGGUAUGGAGGAAGGGGAGUUCUCUGAGGCAAGAGAGGAUAUGGCUGCCCUGGAGAAGGAUUAUGAAGAGGUGGGAACAGAAUCUGAUUUAAUUGAUGAGGAAGAUAACAAUGAAUACUAA
Molecule: messenger RNA, 1956 nt
Organism: Bombina bombina (fire-bellied toad)
Lineage: Eukaryota; Metazoa; Chordata; Amphibia; Anura; Bombinatoridae
Product: tubulin alpha chain-like
Exons: 5
Coding region: 1-1956 (651 amino acids)
Biological process (GO): mitotic cell cycle; microtubule cytoskeleton organization
Cellular component (GO): microtubule; cytoplasm
Molecular function (GO): GTP binding; structural constituent of cytoskeleton
Source: RefSeq, a predicted model, not a curated record